AUGGGAAUGGUGCCACCACCGCCCGGUGCAAGACCUCCAUAUGGAAUGGGACCGCCCACGGAUCCAUAUCAACCGCAAGGAUUCUUUUCGAGUCCUGGAGCUAGAGGACGUGGAGCAUCAGCAUUUAGAGGAGGAUGGUAUGGAGGUGCGACAACGAUGCCGCUCCCAGUUCCACCACCUCCACCACCGCCAAUGGGUGGAUUUCCACCACCUCCUCCUCCACCCCCUCCAGCUCCACAAACGGACCUUUCGCGGAUCCUAUCGGCCCCAGCUCCGCCACCCCCUCCACCUCCUCCACCUCAACAGUAA
Strongylus vulgaris is the source of this 309-nucleotide messenger RNA. NCBI's taxonomy places the organism in Eukaryota, Metazoa, Nematoda, Chromadorea, Rhabditida, Strongylidae. The record is from the annotation of a GenBank genome assembly.